GCUUAACCUGGAGGAGAGCCGCUGGCUGCUAAGUUUUUCGGCGCGUACGCCGCACCCCGACGUUGUCGCUGCCUUGGGGUACUUUGUACGGUCUCUGGAGGAGAGUGACCGGCCGUGGCCUGAGUUUCGCUGCGAACCGCUGGGCUGCCGCUUUGUCAAGGGCAGCCCUGGGUGCGCCGGUCUAGACAGCCACUACGUCGCUGCCCUAGUGGACCGCCGGGCGCGCCCAGCCGGAGCGUCGUAGAGGACAGCCGCCGGGCGCAAGCCGCGACGUAGAGGGCGGCUGCAAGCGACGUAGAACACCAUGGGCGGACCGCCGCGCGGCCCGCCACCCCGCGGGCCGCCCCCGAGGGGUCCGCCGCCUCGCGGACCUCCUCCGAGGGGCGCGCCACCGCAAAGACCAGUGUAGAAAAAAAAAAUCCCGUAUCUUCGUGCUGAAUCGUCGCGUCGACCUCCGGACUUCGUGAUUACUGGUUGAUUUCCACAGGCGAGGACCGCCUCCCCGAGGUCCAGGUGGCAAGGGCCGCGGCCCGCCGCCGCGAGGCCCUCCGCCGAGAGGUCCGCCGCCCGGCGCGCCGAGAGGCGCACCGCCCCGCGGGCCGCCGCCUAGAGGUGUACCAAGAGGUCCGCCACCGCACAGCGCUGUGUAGAAAUCAGAUUUUGCGGCUUCUCCACGCCAUGGACGCGACACCCGACUCACUGGUUGAUUUCCCCACAGGCGCGGCGCGCCACCGCGAGGUCCGCCGCCCGGAGCGCCGCGCGGAGCGCCUCCGAGGGGUGCCCCGCCUCGCGGACCUCCUCCGAGGGGUCCGCCGCCGCGAGGACCGCCUCCGCCGCCGCAAUCGGGCGGCGGGGCUCCGCAGGUCCCGGGCGCGCCCGAUUUGCCCAAAUUUGGCCAGCUCCAGGUGCUGACUCGGCGUGAAAAAUGAACUUGAACUUGACGUGGUCGCAUCGACGUCGUCGACGCAGCCGCACGAGAGUCUACGCGUCUCGUGAGGGAGCCGCGGCAGUUUCGUGACAGUGUCGUUCCCGCGCACAGGUCCACGUCGUGCGAGGCUCCUCAUUAAAGGCCGGCCAGUCCAUGUACGGCCGCGCGGACCCCUACGCCAAGCUCACGCUGGGCAAUCAAGUGUUUGCGACGAACCCGCACGCGAACGGCGGGAAGGACCCCGUUUGGAAUGCCGACCACACGUUCGAGAUCUCGACGGAAAAAGAACUCCUCUUAGAAGUCUUCGACAAGGAGCAGGUGGGCAACGACAAGUUCAUGGGCCACGCCCGCGUUUCCAUAGUAGAUUGGAUCGCGGCCGGUACCUUUACCGGAGAUGUGGACGUCACGGAUAUGUCCGACCGACCCGUCGGUAAGGUCAACCUCAAAGCGACGUUCUUCCGACCGGGCGAGGGCGGAGAAUUGGUGGCGCAAGGCGCGACGAAAGAGUCUACAGAUUUAGUUCAAAUGAGCAACGAAGCCGGAGCCGCGAAAGAUGUCGGAGCGGCCCAGGCCGGACCGGCGCGCGACCCGAACGGCAAGUUCACGGACGAGGAGAUCUGGGAGGCGUUUACCGCGUUCGACCUCGACAAAAACAACUUCGUCGGGGCCGCGGAAAUUAGGCACGUGCUCAUUAAUAUAGGAGAACAAGUGACAGAUGAAGAAGUGGACGAGAUGAUUCGGAUGAUCGACUCGGAUGGCGACGGGCAGGUCAGUUUUACGGAGUUCUUCGAGAUGGUCACUGGCGGCCGCCAGCCGCCCGCCGGACUUGGUGGCGGUGGCCGCAUGGGCGCGCCCGGCGCUUCCGCAUCGGCGGCACCACCAACAGGACAAAGUGUGGUGGCUGCGCGCAACGCCAAGAAGGCGGCAUUGGACGAAUUCGCGCGCGACAACAACCUGAAGCCCGAGAGUAUCAAAAAGGCCUACAAGCGCUUCCAGGCCACGGAUAAAGAUAAGAGCGGCAUGAUCGACUACACGGAGUUCUGCGAGGUGCUGCAGUGCGACCCGUCGCCGCAGGGCGAGCGGCUGUUCCAAUUGUUCGACUACGAGAAAUCGGGGCAGAUCGACGUCCGCGAGUUCAUGAUCGCGCUGUCGAACUUCACGGGCGCGGGCAAGGACGACAAGCUCAAGUUCGCCUUCAUGAUCUUCGUUUGACUCCAGCGUCCUUGAUUCUUCGCGUCGACGUCGUCCGCCGUCACGCAAUCGCCCCGCGCAGGACGAAGACGGAAACGGCGUCAUCACGAAGGGCGAACUGACGCGCAUCCUGCGGGCGAACCACAUGGCGUCGUGCGACGCCGAGGUCGCGCGCAAGGCGGACACGAUCAUGCAGCAGGCCGAUAAAGACGGCGACGGCGUCGUGACCUUCGACGAGUUCGUCAUCGUGAGCAAGAAGUUCCCGAACAUCCUGUUCCCGGCCUACAGCUCGUCUAAGUAGCGGGGUUUGCUUAUAGUUAGUACA
Messenger RNA from Pelagomonas calceolata, 2444 nucleotides. NCBI's taxonomy places the organism in Eukaryota, Pelagophyceae, Pelagomonadales, Pelagomonadaceae. The record is from the annotation of a GenBank genome assembly.